AUGGCAGCCUUCUCCAAGUCCAAGCUUCAAUCUAGAGUACUUGUUCUUGUUCUCAACUUGUCUUCCGUCUUCCUCUUCUGUAUCCUUCUAAAGCUUUAUCUCCACCCUCCUAACUCAAGUUCACAAGGCCAGUCCAAUGGCUCUCUUCCCCUCACAAUCUUAAACCAUGCAAGGUUGUCCAGAGAUGUUAGUGUUGAAGGCUGCUCUGAUAUACACAAGUAUCCAGAUUAUGGCUCCAAGUGCUUAUAUGUCAAAAGUAAUCUUGAGUGCAGGUCAAAAGGGUACAUCAACUAUCUUCAAAUCUUCUACUGCAACUUCGAAAAAUUCCCAAUUUUGGGACAAGCUCUCCUUGCCUUGUGGCUAGCGGUGUUGUUUUAUCUAUUGGGUGACACAGCUUCCAACUACUUCUGUAGUUCCUUGGAGGGUUUGUCCAACAUCUUGAGGCUCUCCCCCACCAUUGCUGGAGUGACCCUUCUUUCUCUGGGAAAUGGGGCUCCUGAUUUCUUUGCUAGUGUUGUGUCUUUCACAGGAUCAUCCAGCAAUGGUGCUGUUGGAUUCAACAGCAUCCUAGGAGGGUCUUUCUUUGUGUCAUGUGCUGUCUUGGGGAUCAUAAGCAUUCUGGUUAGCCCAAAUCAAGUUGAGGUUGAUAAGGCCAGUUUCAUCAGGGAUGUCCUUUUCUUCCUUUUCUCUCUUCUCAUCCUCCUCGUCAUCAUUUACAUUGGUAAAAUCACUUUGUUUGCUUCAAUCUGCUAUGUUUCUAUCUACUUCCUCUACGUCUGUGCUGUCUCAGCCACACAUCUCAUAUAUGGAGGGGACACAAUAAAUGAAAAGCAGCACUCAAUGUCAUACGAGUCACUAGAGUCUAGCAUACCUUUGUUGGGCUAUGUUGAUGAAGAAAAACAAAGUUUGGCAGAGAUAGUGGUGGUUGAAGAUAAGGAGCAAAAGGCAGCUAGUAUUUUUGGUCAGAAUUCAUUGUUUGAUUGCAUUUACUUGGGAAAGAUUCUACAAGUACUAGAACUACCUCUUUGCUUACCAAGAAAGCUUACCAUUCCAGUGGUGAGUGAGGAGAAGUGGUCAAAGCCAUAUGCAGUAAUAUCUGUCACAUUAGCACCAGUUUUACUAGCAGUUCUUUUCAAUACUCAAAGUGAAAACGUGGUUUCAAGGAACAGCCUAGUCACAUACAUGGUAGCUGCUUUGAUUGGGAUAGUUUUGGGUAACAUGGCAUGCGUGACAACUGAAAGGUGUAGCCCACCAACCAAGUCCUUGUUUCCUUGGCUGGCUGGUGGCUUUUCCAUGAGUGUUACAUGGACUUAUAUAAUUGCCGAGGAGCUAGUUUCUCUCUUGAUUUCAAUUGGGAGCAUCAUUGGGGUUAGCCCUUCAAUUCUAGGACUAACCGUCCUAGCUUGGGGCAACUCACUUGGUGACUUGAUAGCCAAUGGUGCCAUGGCCUUGAAUGGUGGGCCAGAUGGUGUCCAAAUGGCCAUAUCUGGUUGCUAUGCUGGUCCUAUGUUCAAUACCUUAAUGGGUUUGGGCUUGCCCCUUGUUCUCUCAGCUUGGUCUGAACAUCCAGACCCUUAUGUCACUCCUAAGGAUCCUUCACUUUAUGAGACCCUUUUGUUCUUGAUGGGAGGGCUUCUUUGGGCCCUUGUGAUCUUGCCGAAGAAGAGUAUGAAGUUGGAUAAAUCCUUCGGGGCAGGGCUAUUGAGUGUGUACCUCUGCUUUUUGGUUACAAGGAUUGCCAUGGCUAUUGGGGUGCUUAACUUCUAG
Molecule: messenger RNA, 1767 nt
Organism: Sphenostylis stenocarpa
Lineage: Eukaryota; Viridiplantae; Streptophyta; Magnoliopsida; Fabales; Fabaceae
Source: the annotation of a GenBank genome assembly